AUGACCCAUGCCAAUAUCGGUGGAGCGUCUUUAAAUCCGUAUGGUAAUCAAAGGUUACUUCAUAUUUCCAUUUUACAUUAUUAUCAGCAAAAUAGGCAAGCCUAUCUAGCGCAAUGCGUUACCGGCUCUACUCGUGAUAGGCCAACUUCUGAAGGUCAUACCGUGGACAAGGCCAUAACCCCCGGCGUUUUAGACGUUCAAGCUGAAGCCGCAGCAAGUGGGCUUCGAGAUCGUCGGGAGAAGAAAGGUCAAGAUGCCGCCGAGUCCCUACAGGAGAAGGGCAAAGGUGCAAUGGAAAAUCUAAAAAAAAAGGGGCAUGAUACGAUGGAGAACGUACAAGAGAAAGGUCGGGACUCCGCAAAGUCACUGCGCGAAAAGGGCCAGGAAACCGUGGAAAACUUGAAGGAAAAAGGAAAGGGUGCGGCGGAGAAUUUACAAAGGAAAAGUCAGGAUUUCGUCGAGUCUUCGCGUGAAAAGGUUCAGGAAACGGCGGAAAGUUUAAAGGAAAAGGGGGAGGACGCGGCGGAGAACUUGCAAAGGAAAAGUCAGGAUUUCGUCGAGUCCUCGCGUGAAAAGGGUCAAGAAGCGAUGGAAAGUAUGAAAGAAAAAGGACAAGGUAAAAUGGAUGACAUAAGGGAAAAAGGUCAAUAUUCACGUGAGAAGGUUCAAGACGCGAUGAAAAACUUGAAAGAAGAGGGUGAAGAGACGAUGGAUGAUGUACGACGGAAAAGCCUUUCUUCCCGUGAAAAGGGUCAGGAAGCGAUGAAAGAUUUGAAAGAGAAGGGACAAGAGACGACGGAGAACUUGAAAAAAACAAGUCAAGGUAUGAUGGAAAAUUUAAAGGAAAAGAGUCAAGAAAUAGCCGAAAGUGUCAUGGGCAAAGAUACGGUUGAAAGCGUUAAAGAGAAAAGUCAGGACGUGUUGGGUAUGAUGCGAGAAAAGGGUCAGCGAGCAUUUAAAACUAUGAAGGAGAAAGGGCAAGAUUUAAUGGAAAAUUUACAGGGGAAAGACGAUGUAAAAGAAACGACGGGAGAUGUGAAAGAGAAGGAUAAUGAAAAAUAUCGAAAAAGUGUUAGUAAAGAUCAAAACGCCAAGAUCGGCAUGAACGAGCAAACGGGCAAUUGGGAUACUAGAGCUUCCUCUGAAGAAAACAAUUUAGAGAAACUACGUUCAUCGGUUACGGGUAAAAACAGCAGCCGAUCAUCUAAAGAGAUCCACUGA
This is a messenger RNA of Acaulospora colombiana, 1221 nucleotides long. NCBI's taxonomy places the organism in Eukaryota, Fungi, Glomeromycota, Glomeromycetes, Diversisporales, Acaulosporaceae. The record is from the annotation of a GenBank genome assembly.